Anoplophora glabripennis (Asian longhorned beetle) is the source of this 1063-nucleotide messenger RNA. RefSeq lists its product as uncharacterized. Bases 83 to 724 code for a protein of 213 amino acids. The transcript has 5 exons. The record is from RefSeq and is a predicted model, not a curated record. Lineage: Eukaryota; Metazoa; Arthropoda; Insecta; Coleoptera; Cerambycidae.
UAUUAACGUGAAGUUAAACAGUGUGUUUCGCAGAGUUUCGCCUGCAAUAACCUAUUUCGCAAAGUCACUGUUAAUGUGAAAAAUGUACUUUUGUAUUGUGGAGUUUUGUAAACGGUAUGGUGCUGUCGAAUUUGCUGUUGUUCCAUUGCUAUGGAUCACUAAAAAAGGGACUAAAUGUUAUUGGCCAUCCUCAACUAACAAGAAACCACUACACAUAUUUGUACAAACCUUUCCGCUGCCUAAUAAAAAUUGGAGGCAAUAUAAAAUUGAAAAAAUUCAUUUUAAAACAGAAUCAUACCCAGCUGCAGAAAGAGAACUAGACAAAAUAAUUACAGAGGUGGAGGACAUAAUUAGCGCAUCGAACGCUUCUACUGAAACCAGUGUUAUUCGAAAAAGAACAUUGUCAACAGAUGUCAGCGACUCAAGCGAUAAUGAGGAUAAUCCCAUACAACCUUCAAAUUCACAACAAUCGGGAUCUUCAACCGCUGCAGUCAUAACUGAUAUUUUACCAAACGCGAUUCAUAACGAAACAGAAAUGCUGAAUAUCAAUUUGACACAAUGGCAAGCCCCAACUACUUCAGUCACACCUAACUGUCCAAGCGCAAUUCCAAAGCAAUUGGAAACGCCAAACGGAAGAAAUUCGACACCAUCAGCAUUGUCCGAAACUUUAAGCAGUAACGUAAUUAUUGAUGAUCAGAUCUUCUACAGAAGUUCACGUAUGUGAAUUAAAUAAUAAUGACUUGCAAAAUGAUUCAUAUGAGAUUUUUUUUUAAGUAAUAAAACAAAGAAAAUGUACAUAUAAAUAUAAUUGAUUAUUAAUCAUAAAAAAUAAACAUGAAACUAUUUUAUUACUAUCACUUACUGUCACUUAGUUAAUGCUUUUUUCAGUUUUUAUUCACAAUGAAAAUUGAAAAUAUUUCUGAUUUUAUAGUAAAAGCAUUUGCUUAAUGGAAUUUAUAAUAAUAUAAUAUACUACUGUUUUAUUGGACCUUCUGCAAGAUCAAGUAACAAUUAUUCAUUUAAUUCUUCAAAGAAUUGCAGGUUUUUGAAAUUUUUUGGAAAU